Myotis brandtii (Brandt's bat) is the source of this 3169-nucleotide messenger RNA. It is a transcript of the gene DGLUCY, whose product is annotated as chromosome unknown open reading frame, human C14orf159. The record is from RefSeq and is a predicted model, not a curated record. Bases 242 to 2107 code for a protein of 621 amino acids. Gene Ontology annotation, molecular function: D-glutamate cyclase activity. The transcript has 14 exons. Lineage: Eukaryota; Metazoa; Chordata; Mammalia; Chiroptera; Vespertilionidae. Gene Ontology annotation, biological process: glutamate metabolic process.
UCAGGCUGUGGACUGAGGCUCUGACAGUCCCUGGGGCUGGCCUGGGCGUGCUGACCAGGCCCUGCAGGACAACCCGAGGACGCAGGCCAGCCGAAGAAAGAGGACCUUUAUGCCUUUUUGAGAGAAGCACAUUCUGCAGAGCUGUGGAAACAAAGAGAGGAACUGUGUGUAGCCCUAGGCCAGACGUCCCAAACAAACUACUCUCUGCGGCCCAUUAAAGGAUGGCCCGGUGACCUUCACGAUGACCUUCACCCUCCACCUGAAGUCCUGCCCUCUUGCUGCCAUAAGGAGUUUGAUUCUACAAAAGAAACCAAACAUCAGAAACAUGUCCAGCACGACUGGGGGGCCCCGACCAGCCAGCGUGGUGGUCCUGCACAGGGCCCUCGCCCCGGCCUUUGAGACGUUCUGCCAGGCCAACCGUGGCCCUCUGCCCCUGCUGGGCCGCAGCGAGCCGGGCAAGUGGGUGUUGCCUGCCCUGGGCGCCGUCUCAGGCACCAGGAUGGACCGUCCCCAGUUCCGCAAGUACGAGUUCGGUGCCUGCACCGGCAGCCUGACCUCGCUGGAGGAGUACUCGGAGCAGCUGAAGGACAUGGUGACCUUCUUCCUGGGCUGCAGCGCCUCCCUGGAAGGGGCCUGGGAGAAAGCGGGGCUCCCCAGAAGAGACCCGCCGGGCCACGGCCACAUGGGUGCAUAUAAGACCACAGUGCCUUGCGCCACCGUUGCUGGCUUUUGCUGCCCUCUGGUGGUCACCAUGAGGCCCGUCCCCAAGGACAAGCUGGAGAGGCUGGUGCAGGCCAGUUGCUCCCUGAUGGGUGAGCAAGGACACCCCGUGCACAUCGGCGACCCAGAGCUGCUGGGAAUCCAAGAUCUUUCCAGACCUGACUACGGGGAUCCUGUGCCGUGUCAGCCGGGGGAGGUCCCGGUGUUCUGGCCUUCCCAGCUGACCAGUCUCGAAGCGGUCAGCGGCUACCAGACCCCGCUGGCUUUCACCAGCGCACCGGGCUCCACGGUUAUGACUGACCUGAAGGAUCUGGAGGCUCCAGCCGGUUGUCUCACCCCAGAGGGAAUUCCAGAGGUCCAUCCUAUUUCCCAAGAUCCUUUGCACUACAGCAUCACAUCCGCUUUGGCCGUGCAGAAGAUCAGAGAACUAGAGACUGUAAUUGCCGUAGACCCAGGCAACAGGGGCAUCGGGCACCUGCUCCGCAAAGAUGAGCUGCUGAGGGCCUCUCUGUCGCUGUCCCAUGCCCACGCGGUGCUCAUCACCACCGGGUUCCCCACGCAUUUCAACCACGAGCCUCCGGAAGAGACGGACGGGCCACCGGGCGCCAUUGCUCUGGCCGCCUUCCUGCAGGCCUUGGACAAGGGCGUCUCCAUGAUCGUGGACCGGAGAGCCUUGAGUUUGUUCAAGAAGCUUGUUGAAGAGGCUGUUGAGCAAGGUGUUCUGAAGACCCCGAUCCCGAUCCUAACUUACCAGGGCGGAUCCACAGGAGCUGCUCAGGCGUUUCUCUGCGACGAGAGGGACCCCAAGUCUCCUAGAUUCGACCACCUGGUGGCGAUAGAGCGCGCAGGCAGGGCUGCGGACGGCAACUACUACAACGCCAGGAAAAUGAACAUCAAGCAUUUGGUGGACCCCAUUGACGACCUUUUCCUUGUAGCCCAGAAAAUUCCUGGAAUCUCGUCAACGGGGGUUGGUGACGGAGGCAAUGAACUUGGGAUGGGCAAGGUGAAGGAGGCCGUUAAGAGCCACAUACGAAAUGGGGAUGUCAUCGCCUGUGAUGUGGAGGCUGACUUCGCUGUCAUCGCUGGCGUUUCUAACUGGGGAGGCUACGCCUUGGCCUGUGCUCUGUACAUCCUGAACUCCUGCGAGGUCCAUGGACGUUACCUGAGGAAGGCAGCCCGGCCCUCCCAUGCCCCUGGGGAGCAGCACUGGACCGAGGCGCUGCCCUCCGUCGCUAAGGAAGAAAAAAUGUUGAGCAUCCUGGUGCAGCACCGAGUCCGGAGCGGCGUCUCGGGCAACGUGGGCAUGGAGGUGGACGGGCUGCCCUUCCACGGCACCCACGCCCAGAUGAUCCAGAAGCUGCUGGACGUCACCAUGGGGCGCCAGUGACCACACCCAGCACACCGGUGGCGAGGUCCUUCUGUUGAGUUGAAGCAAAUGGACUUGAAGUCCCACCAUUUCCCCAGAGCACUGGGCACCAUUGUGACCCCCAGGAGAUGGCCGCCAAAGACCGCUGUCUGGCCAGAUGAGGUCCUGGAGACUGCGGGACCACCAGCUACAGCUGUUGGUCCGAAGCAGUUUUUUCUGACCCAAGAUGGCCCGAUUCUGGCUCUCCCUGGGUUGUACCGGUCAGAGGACAGCAGCAGAUGGGGGUGUAUUCUGUGCUGGAAACGUCUCCCACCCUUGUCUGGCCACCCUGCAGACCACUGUGUGUAAACAGGAAGAUGAGCCUCCCCUUGCUCAGCAUCUGGUGAAACAGGAAGUGGAUGGCUUCUGCCACCUCCAGUCCAUACCAGCUGGACCUUUCCCUCCGCCCAUUCUCUCAGGAGAGAAAGGAAUCCAUGUUCUCUGUCUGUUUGGAAGGAGGAUUGACUCUUCCAAAACACUUCAGGACUCCGGGAAUCUGACCCCGAGAGGGAUUAAGUGACUAAAACUGAAUGUACAUGUUAAUGGGAUGAGUUAAUCCUCGGUAAUAAACACGGAGCCGGCCCCCACGGAGACGAUGCUCUGGCCUGGCCAACAGAUGUGGCUUCCCCACCACACCCGGAGCGGAGGAGGACAGCCGGCGAGAUGACUCCAACAGGCCUUUCUGCUUUGUAACCUUCCCCAGUGCGGGGCGGCCGAUCUGAUCAGCCCUCCUCUCCGUGGGGAGCAGCUCUCAGCAGGGGUCAGGUGUCCAAAGACAGAGGAGUGAUAUUCUCCAAACCGCAGGGCUGGGCUCUGUCCGCAAAGGGUAAGUCCCAGAGUGGAUUUGCAACAAGUGCUGAAGGGCCGAAGACAUGGAUCUCAAGAGCAGGGAGAGAAGACCUACUUCACUUGAGGGCUCCAUCCUCCCUGGACACUGCGGGGUGAUCAAGGGCAACUCCCCCAAUUGCCUUGUUCAUGUUCCCUGUGAGCAAGUCAAUCCCUCGACCUUCCCAACUCCACUGGGUGUUUCAAGGCCCCUCUAGA